UUCCCUCUCUCAGUUCCCCGAAGAACUUUCUUCCCUGUACCUUCUUCUGUUAAUGCUCUCGCUUCCAUCUUCUCCAAAAAUCCAGACUAGACGCCAUUGUUGUUCCUCUGCCCUUCAUCAACCUCCAUUGAUUCCUCUAAUUUUCUCAAGGAAAGAAGAGUUUCGAGGUCUGCUUUUAAUGGAGUUUCAAUUUGCCUUCUUUAUGCAACGAGAAAAAACUCGGAGUCCGAGUUUCAUUUGGUGAUGGAGAUUUGAGAGCCGUGAGGUUGUCGGUUGGUUAGCGGCUAUUACUUUCUUUAAUGGAGAAGCGCGGUGGCGUCAGGGCGGAGAUUGAUACUUCGGCGCCGUUCGAGUCGGUGAAAGAGGCUGUCAGUAGGUUUGGCGGAAGCGGCUUUUGGAAACUCUCCAACAGUAAUGGUCACAGUCACAGCCAUCUAUCUGAACCUGAGCAUGAUAAGAACGCGAUCGAGGUUGACGUUGCAAUACUUGAAAAGAAGGCAAUGGACAUGAAGAGUGAAUUGAUUGUCAAAGAAAGGAAGAUACUUGAAAAGAAGGCAAUGGACAUGAAGAGUGAAUUGAUUGUCAAAGAAAGGAAGAUCCUGGAAGUCUUAAAAGAACUGGAAGCAAACAGGAGGAAUGUAGAAGAUUUGAAAUUUAAGCUGCAGAAAGAAACAGCUGAAGUCAGCAUGAUUCGGGAAACGAAGAGAGAUGAUAUGAAUGCAGCUUCUCCUGAAGAAGCAGAUAAGGAAAACCACAUGAAUCUCGACAGCCGAGGUCGGAAUGUGCAAGUCUCCCCUCCAGCACCUGGUGUAAUUCUUAAGGAACUGGAACGGGCAAAGUUAAAUCUUACCAGGACCACGAGCGAUAUUGCUGAUAUACGAGCUUCUGUUGAAUCUUUUAACAGGAAACUAGAGAAAGAAAGAACUGGACUUGAGAAAACUCGAGAGAGGUUAGCCCAGAAUUCGUCUAAUAUAUUGGCGCUCGAGGAAGAGCUAAACCAAACAAAACUGAAGUUACAAGUGGUAAAAGAUGCUGAGGCCAAAGGUUUUCCAGAUAACCCUUUAGAGAUGUCCAAGGAGCUGCAACAAUUAAGUUAUGAGGCAGAAAAGUUCAAGAAAACGAGGGAAGCGAUUGGACUCGAAGUUUCAAGAAGAGAAUCCGAGAUUGAACAGAACAAGGCCGUGCUAAGAACAGCUCAAGUCAAAUUGGUUGCUGCCAGAAAAAUGAAGGAAGCUGCUAGAGCAGCAGAAGCUAUUGCUCUAUCUGAGAUCAUGAUUUUGACAAAGCAUAAGAAUGCAUCUAGCGAUGUUUCACAAAUUCAUGGCAGCGAAAGUGUAACGCUUUCGUCGGAGGAAUAUUCUACUCUUACUCGUAAAGCUUGUGAAGCUAAAGAACGAUGUACGAAGAGAGUUAUCGACAUCAUGCAACAAGUUGAUGCUGCAAACACGUUAAAAAUGGAGAUCUUGAAUCAGGCAGAGAAUGCUUCUGAAGAACUCGAAACAAGUAAACGGGCAUUGGAAGCAGCUCUGAGCAGGGUGGAUGCUGCAAAUCAGGGAAAGCUAGCAGUCGAAGAAGCGCUUUGCAAGUGGAGGUCGGAGCACGACCGUAACAGGCGUACCAUUCAAAGCUCUACCAAGUUUAAGAAUCCUUGCACUUCUCACUAUAAAAAGGAUUCUCGGCUACUUGACAUAAAUGGAGUGAAUAUGGUCAGUGAUGGACCAACGCCUGUUUUGAAGCCAACCCUUUCGAUAGGGCAGAUACUAAGCAGGAAGCUACUACCUCCUGAACAAUUUGAAUCGGUCACGCUACCGGAGAAAAGCUCGGUUGGAAGAAAGAUGUCACUUGGUCAGAUGCUCAGCAAACAAAAUGAUGAGGUAUCCUUUAUAAAGAUGGCUGAAAAAGAUGGUAGCCAGAAGCUUACUUUUGGAAGAAGAAAGAAGUCGGGAGUCGCUCGGUUUACUCUGCUGUUGGCGAAACGAAACAAGAAGAAGAAGAAGAAACCUGCAGUGUUUAGGAAAUAACCUGUUACUGUUAGCUUAGCUUUAACUUUGAUCUCUUUAUCAUUCAUAUUUUAGGCUGGCUUCUUAGUGCUUUCUUUUGUAUCUUCCCUCCCCUUGUUAGAAUCUUUACUUUAGGAUGAUGUUUAUAUUUUGCAUAGUUUCUAGAUUAGCUUUGCCUUAUACAUUUUGUCUUUUUUUUUUU
This is a messenger RNA of Cucurbita pepo subsp. pepo (vegetable marrow), 2202 nucleotides long. Lineage: Eukaryota; Viridiplantae; Streptophyta; Magnoliopsida; Cucurbitales; Cucurbitaceae. The record is from RefSeq and is a predicted model, not a curated record.